CCACUUUUGAGUUCGAGUAUAUAUGGCUGUCGUUGUGUAUAAGAAGUCGAUUGGAAUCUUAAGUAAGACUCAAAUUAACUCGCGCAUUCAAUUCCGAAGAUGGCUUCGACAAGCCUGAAGCACCCUCUCGACCCGCUCAAUGCGGAAGAGCUGACUCAAGUUUCGUCCCUCCUCAAGGCCAAGUCACCAGACAAGAGCCUACACUUCAAGAUCAUCACCAUAAUUGAGCCGCCAAAGGCCAAACUACGACCUUUUUUGAAGGCCGAGAGAAAUGGCACUGCUGGUCCACCACUACCUCGUCGAGCCUCAGCAUUGUAUUACCACCGUGGAACUUCAGAUCUGUUCCUGGCAGAAGUCAACAUCGAAUCUAACUCGGUCGACAAAGUCGAAAAGCUAGAUCCUCAAUUUCAUGGCCAGAAUGAUAUCGAUGAACUCAUUGAGUUGCGAGAUGCAUGUUUAAAAGACCCAAAGGUACUUGAACAACUUGCAAAGUACAAGCUCCCAGAACAUCUGGAAGUCGUAUGUGAUACUUGGCCUUACGGACGAGAUUCUGAGGACAAUCUUCCUCGCUACAUUCAAUGUUACCUCUUCGCUCGCUCGUCACACCCGGGCUCUAAUCAUUAUGACAACCCACUCCCGAUUUCUCCAGUCAUGGAUAUGAUCACAAAAGAGGUUAUCGAUAUCAUUCGACUUCCUACUGGCUCAGAUGCUACUCUCAAUCACGACGCCGUUUUUGAAACUCAUGCGCCAAAGGAGUACCACCACGAUCUGCAAUCACAACCGACACGAACGGAUUUGAAGCCUCUGAUUGUGCAUCAGCCGGAAGGAGUCUCUUUCACCAUUGAUGGAUACUUGAUCAAGUGGCAAAAGUGGAGGUUCAGAUUUGGCUUCACGUGGCGUGAGGGAAUGGUUCUGCACGAUGUGACUUAUGAUGGUCGAGAGUUGUUCCACCGAUUAAGUUUGAGCGAGAUGUUUGUUCCUUAUGGAGAUCCUAGAUACCCCUACUCGAGAAAGAGUGUUUUUGAUGUUGGAGAUAUUGGUGCGGGUGUCACAGCCAACAAUUUGGCUUUGGGAUGUGACUGCUUGGGUGUUAUCAAGUACUUUUCUUUUGUCAUCAGUAACUCCCAAGGGCAACCAGUACAGAAGCCAAAUGCGAUAUGUAUGCAUGAGAUAGACGAUGGUAUAGGAUGGAAGCACACAAACAGCCGAACAGGAGCCGUUUCAAUCAUUCGGUCUCGAGUGCUGGUACUCCAAACCAUCAUCACUGUAGGAAAUUACGAAUACGUCUUCAUGUGGCAUCUAGAUCAAGCGGCCGGUCUCCACUACAGAAUUCAAGCUACUGGAAUCCUGUCGACAGCGCCGAUAGACAAAGGAGCUACAGUGCCAUGGGGCACCAAUGUCAAUGAAGGUGUCAUGGCUCCUUUCCAUCAACACGUUUUCAGUCUGCGUAUCGAUCCUUGUAUCGAUGGCGACAAGAACAGCGUCAUCGAAGAAGAUUCAGUUGCCAUGCCUAUGGAUGACAGCAAUCCUUUCGGCGUGGGAUAUGUCACCAAGAACCGCUUGAUCAGCAAGUCCACUCCCCUUGACUCAGCACCGAACCGGGUGCACAAGAUCAUCAAUCCAUCUGUACUCAACAAAUCAUCCGGAAAGCCUGUCGCAUACGCCAUACACAGUCCCAUGAAGCAGAUGCUCCUUGCGCACCCCAACUCCUGGCACGGAAAGCGGGCGAGAUAUGCUUUCCACCCAUUCUGGGUGACCGCACAUCGCGACACCGAGUUGUACGCGGCGGGAGACUAUACAUAUCAAUCUCUUCCCGACGGAAAGUCGGAUCUUGAAGGGUGGGCUGAUCGGAGAGACAAGACUGAUGACACGGAUAUCGUUGUUUGGCACUCCAUUUCGCUCACUCACAAUCCUAAGCCGGAAGACUACCCAGUGAUGCCUUGUGAUACCAUGGUGGUGAGCUUGAAACCUAGUGGAUUCUUUGAUCAGAAUCCUGCUUUGGAUGUCCCGCAGAGUACGCAGAAGUCGAACGGGAGUAAAUUGGUUGAAGAUACUGCGUUGACGAUUGCUGUUGGGGAGAAGGAUGCGGAUUGCUGUGCACCAAAGUCUAAGCUGUGAUCAAGAGAAGGAGAUUUUGGGAGGCUUGCUUUUUGGAAGAGGCUUGGGUUAGAGAUACCGAAGAUACUAUGCAUACUUGACUACUAGAUUUGAAUCAGUUCCAAUAUCGCAGAU
Molecule: messenger RNA, 2232 nt
Organism: Mollisia scopiformis
Lineage: Eukaryota; Fungi; Ascomycota; Leotiomycetes; Helotiales; Mollisiaceae
Product: putative copper amine oxidase
Exons: 4
Coding region: 100-2118 (672 amino acids)
Biological process (GO): amine metabolic process
Molecular function (GO): copper ion binding; primary methylamine oxidase activity; quinone binding
Source: RefSeq, a predicted model, not a curated record